GAUUUUGUGCGAGACAACUUUUCGUCUUUGAGUCGACCAUCCGUUGUGGAUUUGUACAAUACGAGUUGUAUCCGUUCGCGUCAAAAUUAUGGCUCUGACCGUGUCUGGUUUGAAGAUUGCAGCUGUUGGAUUGUCACAGCGAGCUUGUCGCCCAACGCUCUUCCAAGCGGCCAAAUACUCGUGGGAACCGAAAGAAGUUGAAACCCACACCGGUCAGAAAUGGGAAAAAGACGAUUACCGUUUAGCGCGUUUCAUUGAUCGGAAGAAGGAAGUGAACCCGUCGUUUGCCAUUGAUCUCAUCAAUCAAGUACCGCCUAAGGAGUGUACGGAGCGUGUUGUAUUUUGCGAUGGUGGCGGUGGACCACUGGGUCAUCCAAAAGUCUACAUAAAUUUGGACAAACCUGGGAAUCAUUCUUGCGGAUAUUGUGGCUUGCGGUUUGUCAAGAAGGAUAGUCACUAAAAAUUAUUUUAUUAUUCAACCAAAUUUUUUGAAGAUUAUUUAGAUUAACAGAUAUUGAAUAAUAACAAGUUGUAAAUUGGAAUCUGUUUAUAUUAGAAAUAAAUUACAUUUGUUAGAAAAAAAAA
Messenger RNA from Rhopalosiphum padi (bird cherry-oat aphid), 585 nucleotides. RefSeq names its product NADH dehydrogenase [ubiquinone] iron-sulfur protein 6, mitochondrial (gene ND-13A). Bases 89 to 460 code for a protein of 123 amino acids. NCBI's taxonomy places the organism in Eukaryota, Metazoa, Arthropoda, Insecta, Hemiptera, Aphididae. Gene Ontology annotation, biological process: mitochondrial electron transport, NADH to ubiquinone. The transcript is spliced from 3 exons. The record is from RefSeq and is a predicted model, not a curated record.